Messenger RNA from Spea bombifrons (plains spadefoot toad), 752 nucleotides. It is a transcript of the gene DIRAS3, whose product is annotated as DIRAS family GTPase 3. Gene Ontology annotation, molecular function: GTPase activity; GDP binding; GTP binding. The coding region runs from base 79 to 675 and encodes 198 amino acids. Gene Ontology annotation, biological process: signal transduction. The transcript has a single exon. Gene Ontology annotation, cellular component: plasma membrane. The record is from RefSeq and is a predicted model, not a curated record. NCBI's taxonomy places the organism in Eukaryota, Metazoa, Chordata, Amphibia, Anura, Pelobatidae.
GACUACCCGGACCUGAGAUGUUAAUCCAGUAACGGAUCCAGAACCAGAAGCGUUGCAGGCGUUCCGGAACCGGGCACCAUGCCGGAGCAGAGCAACGAUUACAGGGUGGUGGUUUUCGGGGCGGCGGGAGUCGGGAAGAGUUCCUUGGUUCUCCGUUUCGUGAGAGGGACCUUCAGGGAAACCUACAUCCCGACCAUCGAAGACACCUACCGGCAGGUGAUCAGCUGCGACAAGAACAUCUGCACGCUGCAGAUCACCGACACGACGGGAAGCCACCAGUUCCCCGCCAUGCAGAGGUUGUCCAUCUCCAAAGGCCACGCUUUCAUCCUGGUCUACUCCACCACCAGCAAGCAGUCCAUGCAGGACCUCCAGCCCAUCUACGAGCAGAUCUGCCAGAUCAAAGGAGACACGCAGCACAUCCCCGUCAUGCUGGUCGGCAACAAAUGCGACGAGACCCUCAGGGAGGUCCAGGCCGGCGAAGGGGAGAGCUUGGCCAACAAGUGGAAAUGUUCCUUCAUGGAGACGUCGGCCAAACUCAACUACAACGUGCAGGAACUCUUCCAGGAGCUUCUGAACCUGGAGAAGAGACGGGCCGUCAGCCUGCAGGUCGACGGGAAAAGGUCCAAGCAGCAGCGGAAGAAAGACAAGCUGAAGGGGAAGUGCUCGGUGAUGUGAGGUGACCGGCGCAUCGGAAGGACCUUCUAGAACCUUCUAGAACCUUUCAGGCCUUGGGAUGGGAGAAGGAGAACUUU